Condylura cristata (star-nosed mole) is the source of this 504-nucleotide messenger RNA. It is a transcript of the gene S100A12, whose product is annotated as S100 calcium binding protein A12. Gene Ontology annotation, cellular component: cytoplasm; extracellular exosome. Lineage: Eukaryota; Metazoa; Chordata; Mammalia; Eulipotyphla; Talpidae. The transcript has 3 exons. The record is from RefSeq and is a predicted model, not a curated record. Bases 119 to 406 code for a protein of 95 amino acids. Gene Ontology annotation, biological process: antimicrobial humoral immune response mediated by antimicrobial peptide; positive regulation of canonical NF-kappaB signal transduction; endothelial cell migration. Gene Ontology annotation, molecular function: calcium ion binding; RAGE receptor binding.
GGUAAGGCAAGCCUGCGGUGCCUUAUAAAACCCUCCCAGCCUCGGUGGCCUGCAGUAGCACUGGUCUCUGGCUGCCCUCCACAUUCCUGCGUUUGGUGGUUAAGGCGAGGCUGGGAAGAUGACAAAGCUGGAAGACCAUCUGGAGGGAAUUAUCAAUGUCUACCACCACUACUCGGUCCGGGUGGGAGAUUAUGAUACCCUCUCCAGGGGGGAGCUGAAGAGGCUGAUCACAAAGGAACUUGCAAACACCAUCAAGAACAACAAAGAUCAAGCUACCAUUGACAAAAUAUUUCAAGAUUUGGAUACGAACAAAGACGGAGAGGUCACUUUUAACGAAUUCAUAAAGCUGGUGUCCACUGUGCUGCUCACGGCUCACCAAGACAUCCACAAAGAACAGGAGAGCUGAGGACAGCCCCGCAGGCUCCCGGAAGAUCUUCCUUCUCUUCCCUAUCCCAGCCUUGCCCGAGGGCGAUGAGAGUUAAUAAAUGUUUUCCUGAAAAGUUC